ACCGCUUAAAUAUUCGCGCGUAUUGAAUUUACACACUGUAUAUUGAAUUACUUUAAGAUUUCGGUUCUUUUUGAUUUAUAAGAAGUCUGUCUCAACUUGCGUACCCCAUUUGAUGGUAGAUAAAUUUGAUUUCAAUAGAAAUAUACAGUCCAUCCUUUAGCUCUUAAAAUAAUUUGUAAAAUCAUUUUAAUAUAUUAAAUGGAAAUUGUAAAAAGGUAAUGUAAAGGUAUUAAAAGCAAAUGUCAAGAGGAUAUUUAAUUCACCGAAAAACAGCGGGCAGUUCCACAAAUUGCCAGUCUGUACUUUAAUAUACGCCUACUUAUCUAGCGAGCGGCAGUACAGCCAAAUAUUUGCCCUUUUCAUUUUCAGUUUUCAGGCUUCGUUUUCAGUUGAGAUUGGUUUCCCGACCGAGACAGACGGCCGGCCUGCGGGGAGGUUGGGGAAACUUGGUACGCGACGUGCGAAGUGUUAGUUGAACAGUAUUAUAUAGUGUAAAUGCGGAACAAGUUCAUAGUUAUUUAUUGAUAAAAAAUGAAUGUUUUAUCACAGACAAUAUUCCUGCUCGGCCUGACAACUGCAUCCCCAGGGUUGUACCGCCUCAAUGACACGGAGAGCAUGAACCGGCCGUGCUCGCUCAUCGAGUUCACCACGUGGGCCGCGUGCGAGCAGACGCAGCAUCAGCUGCUGUGUAAGGGCGGCAUCUCUAACCGGUGGAUGAAGGGGAUACAGCAUAAAAUGACAUCAUUAAUUUUAACGGAUUGGCCGGGCACCUGCCUCAAUAUAGGCCGGCUGCAGCAGCAUUUCCCAGAGCUGCGGGCGCUGCACUUACUCAACUGCUCACUGCUACACGUGUUCAAAGGACACUUCGACGAAAAUAGUAGGAUAGAGAAAAUAGAAAUACACGGCCUUACGUCGCUCUGGGAGGUUCCACCCGAGAUAAUAGCUCAUAUGCCAGCUCUGAGAAUAUUGGAUAUCCGAGGAAAUGUGCUGCGGCACAUGAAAGCGCGGCUUCUCAAGGAUCCUGCGCGAUUGGAGCACGUUUAUCUGAGCGGUAACAAAUGGGAUUGCAGCGAUGGUGGGCUGGACUGGCUGGCGAUGGAAAGAGACAACGACACGGUUAAGAGAAAGAUAGUAGAUUACUACAAACUCAUGUGCCACCAGCAGCUUUACAGAGGCAAACCGCUGCAUAAAGUUAUGGACUUCAUUAGAAUGGUCCGCCACACCUGCCCAGAACCCUGCUCCUGCGUGAUGACGUACGUGGCGGAGGACAAGCAUGGCACACUGAUCCCCAUCAUCACAGCCAACUGCACGGGGCUGGGGCUCGCGGAGGUGCCGGACACCCUCCCGCCAGGCACCACCACCGUCCGGCUUGCUGGGAAUAAGAUCGACUCGAUAGGGACGCUGCUACAGAAUCCUUACUAUAAGAAAAUUGCGGAUCUCUACUUGGACAACAACAGCCUUUCUACGGUGAAGGAGCUGGAGGGCUCGGAGUGGUUUAACACUUUCCGGCUGCUGAGUCUGAAAGGGAAUUUGCUCAAACAGAUUCCCGUUUAUGCGUUUGAUAAAGCGUUCCAAAGCAACAAUAACAUAAUGCAUGUGUUCCUCGGUAACAACCCGUGGCGCUGCGACUGCCACUUCAUCCCGCGCUUCAAAACCCUGUUGCUCAAGUACAAGCGGGUGAUACAGGACCUACCUGACAUACGCUGCUCGCAAUCGGAUGACAAAACUUUGUCGCUUGUGCAGAUCAGCACAUUGCCUUUGGGAAGAGUCUGCCGCAGUGGCCCCGAGAUGCCUAUAAGCACCAUUAACAUUAUCAAUGUGACCCUGGCUACCCUCCUGUUCAUAGUCAUAGGGAGGUUCCUGUAUGACUGGCACAGUUUCAAGAACACAGGGAAAUUGCCAUGGAUAUCCUCUAUUUUACCUUGAUGACCGGUGGGCCUUAGAAUAGCUACGAUCGGAAUCAGAUGGCACUGGAUGCUUUAGUAUCGUUUUUUGAAUACAUAGAUUUAUGGAUCCUGAGAUGAUGAUUCUGAUUUAACAAUUUAAUAUGGUUGGUUGUUUAGUUAUGAUGGUUGGUUGGUUGGUGGUUGAUAUGACCAUGAGACUAGUCUCAUCCUAGGACUAUAGAGAAAUAAGUAAAGAUACAGCGCUAACUCCUUACCAAAACGCGGGUUAUUUCGUAGUCGACUGAUUUAUCAGUACCGCUACUUGACACCAGAUGUCACGAGUGUCGCGAAUGACGAAUAAAGUAUUGCUUAAACAAUUUACAACUAAAGUUACGAGCAGAAGGAGUUGAAAAUUGUUGAGUUCCGGUUGAUUCAGUUAUACAAUUAAUAUUAGCUGAAAAUUGUUUAGCUUUAGACUUUUCGUUCGCCGUGACAUCUAUUGUCAAGUAGCAGUACUGAUAAAUUCCCUACUUGACGCUAGAUGUCGACUACGAAAUGAACCCGCGUUUUGGUAGGAAAAUUGAUGUAUGGAGUUAGCAACUUAGCAUUCUAUCCUUACUUAGUACUUAGCACUGAAUCACUUGCGCACCAAUAAGUGCGAGCAAGAUGCCUAUUUACUUACAAGGUUCCCAAUGCAUUUCGCGCGCAGCAUUCAGCGUGAGUGGUGCUUAAUAUCGUACCGAACAAGUUUUUGUUCCUUCUGCAUAGAUAGUUCACCAUUCCUGUUAUGCCAUACUUGUUUGAGUAUUAUUAUGUUAGUAUUCGUCUUCCUCUGAUGCUGUUUUCAUAAUAUAAAAAUCUUGUAAAUUGAUAUAAUUGACGCUCGAUAUUGGUCUGGUCUGUCAUUGCCUUUUAGUUCGUGUAGCUACCGUUGGCGCUUGUUGCGUAUGCAGCUGUAAUGUUCAGCCAAGGUAUGGUUGGACCGGACCGAUACAGUGUUAUGUUUACGAUGCUUGAUAUAUAAAUAAUCUUUACUUAAUUUAGUCGUUGUCUUUUAUCUAUUUUUUCAAUUUGUUCACUCUGUAUUAUUUUAUGUCUUUUUCCUUCUUGUCUGUUACCUUUCGUGAUUUUUCUCAUUUGAUGGUCUCAUCGGAAGAUCAGCACUGGAAGCCACCAGCAACAUGCUGAGAUGAGGCCAUUUCGUGGCACUUUAUACUUUCUUUGUUUUUGUUAUAUCAUGUAAUUUAAUGUGUCUUGUUUGUGUUUACGAAUCAAAUUAUUCUAUUCUAUUCUACCGUAAAGGUGACGUUCAGAUGUCAACUGCAGCUGCAUUACUGUUGUCGUUGUUCCAGCAACAGUAAACAGUAUAAAUUUUAAUGACAAAAUUUAAAAAAUCCUUACACUUAAACGAUUUAUUAUAAUUUUGUGAAAUCAAGGCCUUAGAUUCAGUCAUUUGAGAUUUCUUCUCUAAACUGUUUAUAAAAAAUAUUGAGACAGUAAAAUCAAAAGUCUUUUUACUGUUCUCACUAUUUAAAAUCCCCGUGAGGGAAGAUGGUAAUUAGUGUUAGUUAAUUUAUAAGUAAAUACAGUACUUAUAAAUAUGAGUAAUAUUUGUAAUAUCACAGCUCGUAUUGUUAAAAAACUUACAGGCUAUAAUUCGGAAUUACAAAACUAUGAGACUAAAAAUGGCAGAAAAUAUAUCGAAAUAAAAUAGACCUGAAACUUGGUUUAUAAGACCGCGAAGUGACGGUUUUCUGAUAAUGACGCACUUGCGAUAUAAGCUUAAGGUUAUGGCGCGAGACUUCGGGCAUAUUUAAAACGAUUGUGACGCGACAAAGAGCAAAAAUUUUUCCCUAUUUAUGUACAUUUGCGUCACAAACUAGAGCAAAUAUCAGAAUAUCGUCACUAGACGGCUAGACAUACAGUAUUUCUUGUUAUUUUGCUUUAUUUGCUUAACUUUUGAGGGAUAGGAGAAAAAUAAUCAAAUCCUUAAGUCUUCUUUGGAAUAAACUGCCAGCAACUGAAUAAUUAGCGCUACAAUAGUUUAACUAAGUCUGAAAUGACUUCUUAUCAUCGGUCGGUACACCAGAAUGUCACUUUUUUGACCUUUUGGAGAUAAAGUAGAGACUUGAAGAAAAGGAACAUUCACCUCAAAAGUUGAACAGGAGCUAGAAAACGAAAAACGUUACUUAGACUAGUGAUUUAUAAAUAUGACUAAAUACUUUAAGUAAAAUUAGACGGGCAAUUUAUACACUACAAUUUUCUAUAAACUUGAACCUUUGGAAUUAAAUUAAAUGAUAUGGCAAUAUUGUGCAAUUAAAUAUCUAGUUCAAGCUUAACAGAAAAUUAAUUUAAGUGUAUAAAUUAUGUUUCUUGUGGCACUUUGCUUUGGUAUUUGCUGUCAUUUUUUUCACUGAUUUAACACUUAAGCUUUCACAGUGUUUUAAGUCUUUAAAGCUUAACUGUCACUGUCAUUAUCACUAUCUGGUAUCUUCUGCUUCUUCGUUUCUUCCAUAACAUAACUUUAAAAACCUAAAAUCCGUCUAUAAGAGCGCCUUAACCUUACUCUUCUUUUAGCUCUAAAUUGGUAAUUUCUUCUUGUAGUAACUUCUUCUUUGUCUAUACAAUUAUUUUUUGCAAUCCAAUUUUCUGUACCGUCGUAUGUCUCUAAAAAAUAAAAAUAUAUUACUAUUUUUUAUUAUCUAAACCAUAACUAUUUUUUUUAAUCAUAACCGUAAAAUUCUCACCAGAAACAUGUCUAAUUUUCGCUUUAUAAAACCUCCACUAGUCAUUAUAUUCUUCUCGUCUCUUAACACGAUCUCUAACAACUUCAUGACCUUCAUUAUCAGGAUAUGAUACAAAAGCGCUCUGGUUUACCGGCCUACGUACUAUAAGCCACAGGUCUGGUACAACAACAAACUUGUCAAUACCUUCAUAAGGUAACACCAGAAAUUGCACUACAAUAAAUUGCCUCUGGUUAUUUCCCAUCUGAAAUAAAAAGCACUUAUUAGAAUGGGAGCUUACAAAGUUAAUACAAGCUUUUAAAUAUUAAUUGUAACUCACCAUUUUCCUCAAGCGUAUAAGCCGAAAUGUCUCGACCGUAAGGGCACCCUCUUUUAUAUGGGGGGCCAGUGCAACAAGAAGCUGCAUCACAAACAUGUUUAACCCAGUUAGUAACAAUUACGUGCUCAAUAUUGCGCGAUACGCUUAUCGCUUUGGGUUUUUCUACGAAAUGUUUUUCGCGCAUUAGCUCUAUUCGCGUUAGCCGGGGUCACGGGAUCAGCAUUUGGUGAUAACAAUUGUUGUUAAUGGUAAUCAUUACUCAUUACUCUAAUAAUUAUCAACGAAUUUACCUCUAUUUUAUCAUCAAAACAAAAGAUGCGUAUAGACAAAAGUUUGCUCGCUGUUAAGUUGAGGCAAUUGGCGUUAAUGAACCAAUGAUUUACUCUAUUGGUUCUAGUACCAUCAAUCUGGCAGCUUAGUCUAGCACUCUUGAGUCUAUUUUUACUCAAGUGUAUCGACUGAGUGGCUCAUUGCCACCUAGCGGCCAAUUGUCCAACCUUGUCAAUCAAAUGCGGUAGCUGUUCACCGUUUUUGUUCAUAACUUAGAAAGCUAUAAAACUAACUGCAUGUACACUAUAAAUUCUUGUUCCACCAUCAAUUCGUCUAUUCGUCCAAACCAUCUAUUCGUCCUUUAAAUUUAUACAAAAGUAUAAUUUUAGCCUACUGGGUUUAAACCCGUGGGUGAACUUAAUAGGCAUUACAUUGAACAAACAUUCCAUACGUAUUAAAGCAAAGAAAUCCCCCAUGUAAGUAUAAACUUCAAGGAAAAUAAAAAAGGAAGAAUUAGGAAAAGACGGAGCUACUCUUUUACCCAGUGGGAAUUUUUCUGGAACAAAAAUAAUAAUUGCCCAGGCUGAGAAUCGAACUCACAUCUCCCGGUUAUGCGCUAAGAGCUCUGCUACAUUUGCUAUCCCAGACAAGUAUCCAACGCUUUAUUUCGUCAGUUAAAUAAGAGAGCCCAUAUGAGAUCUGGAAGUUGUAAAUUACGUAAAGAAAGGAAAAUUAUUUUAUUAAUUAUUUAUCAAAAUAACAUAAAAGAUUACAAUACUAAGUUUCUAUUACUACAUCUUACAUCCUAGUGAUUUACAAUAAUAUUAAAGUAAUAAUAAAAAUAUCAACAAUGCUACAAGUUUCAUAAAAAACACAGAGCCCAUUUUUUGACUUUGAAAUUUAACCUGUUAAUAUACAUAUUAUUUUUUUCACAAUUUAAAAUUAUUUUAAUGUUUACAAAUAUAGGUGCGGAAUCCUCCUUUUAAAUUAUAAACUUGUGUGUUCGCUCUUUCUUACAAGGCUAUAUUCAGCGCUAAAAAUAAAAAUAACUUAUAAUAUAAUGUUAUAAUGCUAUUCUUAACUAUAAUUACAUGUAAGUACCAAUAAUAACUAAUUUGCAAUGCUAAUAGUUAUUGUACUUUUCUUAAUACAGUUUGAAAGUUAUUUUUACUACAAAAAGUUACUUAUUUUACAAAUCCUUAUCCUCAUCCCAAUUGUUGCCUAACGUUCGCCGCUGGAUUGCCACGAUUUUGACGUUCACUCAUUUUAUCAAGCAAAUUGACAGAUACAGAUCGACGACAACAAUGACGCCGCAACAGUAAUGCAGACAUUGACAUCCGAACGUCACCUUGACAAGAUCAAAACUGUAUCAAAUUUUUAAAGCAGAAUCGGACUCCCUGAGGUGUCAUUUUACGAUUUUUCUUUUGAUGAGUGAAUAUACAGUGAACGAAAAUAAAACAAUAAAAUACAUACUAGUACAAGUAUUAUAUUAUGAUCAUGUGUCACUCAAUUAAUAUUAUUAUUAUUUGAACAUUGCUGUCUUACAGGGUAGCCUAAAAAUACGUUGACAAAGAACUUUGGCUGCUGCAUAUUGAUGAUCAUUUUUUGAAGAUAGUUCGUUUUUUUAGUUAAAUGAGAAGUCUUUAUUUUGAAUGCCAUUAUGUAAAAGAUUUAAGUUAAUAAGAGAGGACCUCAGAAAAAAAAAAAACAAAAAAAUAUUUGUCAUUGUAUUUUUGAGCCAUCCUGAAUUGUUGUUGUUCUAGCGCGUUGUAAAAUCAUGUGUACAUAGUAAUAAAAGGAUGCAUUAGUCGACUAAUCACUGAUGCAUUAGUCGACUAAUCACUACUUGGUAGGGUGGUCCACAUUUGUAUGGAAUAAAAAAAUAUACUUUUAAUCUUUCUCCACAAGGCUGCCUUUGUUCUAUCAUGAAGUAGGUAUGUUCCAAAUUUUGACUCAUAUGCUUAUAAUUUCCUGGUUGCUCAACAUUGCUUUAGAAUUUCCACAUUAAUACAAAAAAAGGCCGGUAUAUGUUUUAUUUCGUUGUAACUAAUAUCAUCACGCACGCACGACAUGGUUUGGGCUAUAGCCCCCACGCUGGCCCAAUGCGGGUUGGAGACUUCACAUACACCCUUGAAUUUCUUCACGGUGGUGGUUUAGUAGCAAAGAAUGUUAUGAAACCAUUAACGUUUUAAACUAGGCGUCGUUACUAAUCGUCCCACAGCGCUAAGAACAACUAUAGGUGAUAAGGCGGACGCUGUCAAAGUAACCUUCACACUUUCGAGUAAGGUUUAUAUUAGCUCCCUUGCGCCCGGGGACUUUGCGUCUGAGUGAUGUUUGUGUUUAUGACAUAAAGAAUUCAGUGGAUUAUAAAACGGGUUCAAGUAUUUUUUUUUGGUGAUGUUCAUUUCAUACAUUUUAUUAUUGCAGAAUUCUUUCAUUUUGAGCGACCUCUAAAUAAUGUUUGAUUGUUCUCAAAAUUGGUUUUUGUCAUUUUUAUAUGUGUUUGACUAAAUUUGACUGACUUGUCGAGCGUCAACGUUUUAAAAAUAGAUUUUGGACCACCGCACUACUUUAGUAAAGUAGCUUUCCUUAUCAAGUCUGAUGUUGAAAGCCUCUAAUUAUGAUUGACAUAUCUUUUGAAGGGGUUUAUGCCGCCUGUUGAAUUGUUAUUUAAUUUCAAAUUAAGUCAGUUUCAAUGUGAAAUUAGGCUUCAAUUUUGUAAAAAUGAAGCAUUUAGCCUAGUCAAUAACUUGUUAAUAAACAUAAUAGAAUA
Cydia pomonella (codling moth) is the source of this 7992-nucleotide messenger RNA. It is a transcript of the gene swi2, whose product is annotated as protein singed wings 2. The transcript has 9 exons. NCBI's taxonomy places the organism in Eukaryota, Metazoa, Arthropoda, Insecta, Lepidoptera, Tortricidae. Bases 532 to 1926 code for a protein of 464 amino acids. The record is from RefSeq and is a predicted model, not a curated record.